Paramuricea clavata is the source of this 498-nucleotide messenger RNA. NCBI's taxonomy places the organism in Eukaryota, Metazoa, Cnidaria, Anthozoa, Malacalcyonacea, Plexauridae. The record is from the annotation of a GenBank genome assembly.
AUGGCCAAGUCUCGAGCUGCCCCACUUAAACCUAUAACAAUUCUUCGACUAGAGCUCACUGCUGUACAGGUAUCUGCCAAGAUUAGUGACUUUCUACAGAAGGAGCUAGAAUACAACAAGAUGAAUGUAUUCUACUGGAUGGACAACAAAGUUAUCUUGGAGUAUAUUGCGAAUGACGCCCGUCGUUUUCAUGUAUUUGUCUCCAACCAAGUUCAGCAAAUCCGUGAUUUAACUUCACCGAGUCAGUGGGGAAACAUGGAUACAAAGUUCAACCCAGCUGACUUCGCCUCUUGUGGGAUGAGCGUGGAAGACGUCAUCUCAACAACUGAAUGGUGGAAUGGUCCCAAAUAUUUAUGGGAACCUAUUGACUUUGACCAAGGAUAUAUCGACGAUGAUACUGCUGCUCUGUCACCUGAUGACCCGGAAACAAAGAAGAUAUCAUCCUUUGCAGUGCAAGCACAUGAACCCCGUGUCUUGAGAUUUAUCAUUUUUGCAUGA